AUGGAAGCACACGGGGGUUUGACGCCUAGUAAUCUUUGGCAACCAGGUGAAUUGGCACGUCGCAUGAUGGGAGAGCGGCCGUCUCCGGUACCUCCUACCAGGGAGCUGUGGCCUUCUGCAUCUGUACAACAGCCGCUCAGCAUUAGCACUUUACACAUAGCAUAUUUGAAAGAUGAAGAUUUAAUUCCGAGAAGAGCAUCGACAUUACCUCCUCAACCAUAUUCUCCUACAACCAUCCCCAUAGAACGUGACUACAAACCUGGAAUGUGCACUGUUGGAACAAAUACGGAGCCUCCUCCUUCGCUCUUUGUUAGACUCAAAAAAAUUAUAAAAAGAGAAGAGCGCGACACGAACGUUUUUCCACCGCCAAUAGAGUUUACUCCUAUUAAUAGGGAAAGUUCUUCGGAUUACGAUGAAUCACCACUAGAGCGCGCGUUUAACGGAAUAAAAAAAGUAAUUACAGGAGCUAAAUACCGUAUAGCACCCCGGUCUGACACGGCAGAAAGCCCAAAAAUAGUGUACGACACGUCUAAGCCUGGGGAUAGAAUGGUUUCUACAUUUGGUGCUAGUGAAUCAAGAAAGUGGUUUAAGUUACCAUCUCGGGCAAGUUACGUUCGGCGCCUUCGGACCGUUGUUGACUGUUGCCAACGAACACCCCGUCGUCCCCCUCGGCGUAAUGUGCAACCGAACCGAACCUUGCAGAUCACACAGGUGUGA
Pieris macdunnoughi is the source of this 717-nucleotide messenger RNA. Lineage: Eukaryota; Metazoa; Arthropoda; Insecta; Lepidoptera; Pieridae. The record is from the annotation of a GenBank genome assembly.